This is a messenger RNA of Rotaria sp. Silwood1, 744 nucleotides long. NCBI's taxonomy places the organism in Eukaryota, Metazoa, Rotifera, Eurotatoria, Philodinida, Philodinidae. The record is from the annotation of a GenBank genome assembly.
AUGGAAAUACAAUGGAGUUUAGAUGGUAGUGAACUUGCUUCAUGUACUACUGAUAAAUUAGCUUAUAUAUGGGAUAUAACAAUAUGUCAACGUGUUAAAAAAUUAAAAGGACAUCAAUCAUUUGUUAAUUCAAUUGGUUAUUCACGUAUAGGUAAAGAUAUAAUAUGUACGGGUUCAGAUGAUCGUACUGUUAAAGUUUGGGAUAGACGUAAACGUGGUGAAGUUAUGACAUUUGAUUCAGAAUAUCAAGUAUUAGCAUAUUGUUUUAAUUCAUCAUCAGAUGCAAUAUUUUCUGAUGGUAUUGAUAAUACAAUUAAAAUAUGGGAUUUACGUACACAAGAUGUAUCUUUACGUCUUGGUGGUCAUCUUGAUAGUCCAACAGGUCUUGAAUUAAGUUAUGAUGGAUCUUAUUUAGCAUCAAAUUCAAUGGAUUCAACAAUGUGUAUUUGGGAUAUACGACCAUAUUUUAAUGGUGUUGAUCGUUGUAUUAAAUUAUUACAAGGACAUCAACAUAAUUUUGAAAAAAAUCUUUUACGUGUGGCACGAUCAUCUGAUGGAAAACGUAUAUCAUGUGGAAGUGCUGAUAAACAUAUUUAUAUUUGGGAUAUAGCAACAAGAAAAAUUCUUUAUCGUUUACCUGGUCAUCUUGGUAGUGUUAAUGAAGUAGAUUUUCAUCCAAAUGAAUCAAUUAUUACAUCAUGUUCAUCAGAUAAGACUGUUUUUCUUGGGGAAAUUGAACCUUAA